This is a messenger RNA of Zootoca vivipara (common lizard), 8614 nucleotides long. It is a transcript of the gene DLG1, whose product is annotated as discs large MAGUK scaffold protein 1. Lineage: Eukaryota; Metazoa; Chordata; Lepidosauria; Squamata; Lacertidae. Gene Ontology annotation, cellular component: neuron projection; basolateral plasma membrane; postsynaptic density membrane. Gene Ontology annotation, molecular function: ionotropic glutamate receptor binding; protein kinase binding. Gene Ontology annotation, biological process: establishment or maintenance of epithelial cell apical/basal polarity; embryo development; chemical synaptic transmission. The record is from RefSeq and is a predicted model, not a curated record.
GGUCGGGGGAGGCCCAUACGCAUGCGCACAAGCGAUUUUCGCCGAUUUUUUUCCGCCCGUGUGCGUGUGCGCAUGCGCACGGGCGCGCACUCCCCCGCCCUCCGGCCCGCUGCGCGCGCACUCCCCUGCAGUCCGGCCCACCGCGCGGUCGGCGCGGCGGGCACCGGCCCGCCGCUCGGUAAGUCUGGGGACCCCUGGUCUAAAAUGUUAGUAAGGCUUUCCUUUUGCAGAAGCCAUGUUGAUCCUGCUUCAGCAAGACUCAAUAGUUGUAUCUCACAAGCUUUCUACCCAUUGGUUCGGAGCAAAUGUUAAGCUAACUAGGGCUGGGCAAUAUUAGGUUUUCAACAUUGUGGUGUGUCACCAGCCAAACAUUGCGGUGUGUCACCAGUGCUGGGUGAAACUGCCAUAGCUCUCACUGUGGGAGCCGAGGCUCUUUCACCCCAGAGCCUUGCAGGUCAGGGCCAAUGCAGCUGGCCCAAGCCCCUGCUCAGCUGGGGGGGAGGCUUGCGCCCAACAGGUGAGUGAGCCAGACCACUCCCCAAGACGAAGGGAGCCCGCCUUCACCUUCACCGGCAAGGGGAAGGGUGGGCAAGCAACCUCCUCCUCCUGGGAGAAAGAGGCCACUUGCGGUUGGAGGAUGGAUGGCGGCUAAGAGAUUGUGGUUGAAUCCUGACAAGACAGAAGUACUGUUCGUGGGGGACAGGAGGCGGGCAGGUGUGGAGGACUCCCUGGUCCUGAAUGGGGUAGCUGUGCCCCUGAAGGACCAGGUGCGCAGCCUGGGAGUCAUUUUGGACUCACAGCUGUCCAUGGAGGUGCAGGGCAGUUCUGUGUCCAGGGCAGCUGUCUAUCAGCCCCAUCUGGUACGCAGGCUGAGACCCUACCUGCCUGCAGACUGUCUCGCCAGAGUGGUGCAUGCUCUAGUUAUCUCUCACUUGGACUACUGUCAUGCGCUCUACGUGGGGCUACCUUUGAAGGUGACCCGGAAACUACAACUAAUCCAGAAUGCGGCAGCUAGAUUGGUGACUGGGAGUGGCCACCAAGACCACAUAACACUGGUCUUGAAAGACCUACAUUGGCUCCCAGUACAUUUCCGAGCACAAUUCAGUGUUGGUGCUGACCUUUAAAGCCCUAAAUGGCCUCGGUCCAGUAUACCUGAAGGAGCGUCUCCACCUCCAUCAUUCUGCCCAGACACUGAGGUCCAGCGCUGAGGGCCUUCUGGCGGUUCCCUCGUUGCGAGAAGCCAAGUUACAGGGAACCAGGCAUAGGGCCUUCUUGGUAGUGGCGCCCACCCAUCAGAUGUCAAAGAGAAAAACAACUACGGUACCAGAUUUUUAGAAGACAUCUGAAGGCAGCCCUGUUUAGGGAGGCUUUUAAUGUUUAAUAGAUUAUUGUAUUUUAUUUUUCUGUUGGAAGCAGCCCAAAGUGGCUGGGGAAACCCAGCCAGAUGGGUGGGGUAUAAAUAAUAAAUUAUUAUUAUUAUUAUUAUUAUUAUUAUUAUUAUUAUUAUUAUGCUUCCCCCUCCCCCCGCUGAGUGAGUCUGGAUCCUCCUCCUGCUCUCGUGCUUAUCGGGGCUUUCUCAGCUUGGGAGCAGGAGCAGAUUGACGGCACCCUCACCCCACCGAUGACCUCCUGCUGGUGGGGCGGGUCUGGGGCUCCAAACUGCUUGGCUGAGGUGAGGGCACGGAGGGAGAAUCAAGCUGUAUUGGCGCCUGCACUGGUCUGGGGGACCGACCAUGAUGGUGGUUUCCCUCAGUGGGAUAUCGCUAGUGAAACCACUGUGGCUCUUGAGUCCCUUUGCCUCCAGCCCCCAGCUGCAGCUUGUUUCUCCCUCGGCACACUGAGCGUUGGGGGUGGGGGUGGGGGUCUCAGGAGUGGCAGAGGUUUCACCCGUGAUAUACCGCUGCGUGAAACCCCCAUUGUGGUGAGCCCCUCAUACUGGUCCUGGGUGAUACAUCAAUAUAUCGCCGGGCCUGAAGCUGCCCUGCCUUCAGUCUCAAGUCUUACUUUGGCUACUUUCCAGUUCUCUAGAAUGUGGGCUGAUUUUAGGGACAAGUUAUGUAAUUUCCUUAGAAGACCAGCCUUCCCAUUUCCGUUCUUUAACUCACAGGUGGAUGCUGUGGGGCCAUGGUGAAUUGUUAACUUUUAAUUUGUCAAUAAGCCCUUGUCUGCAUGUGGCUCAAUUUUUUUGCGCUCUCUCUCUCUCUUCUCUCUCUCUCUCUCUCUCUCUCUCACACACACACACACACACAGAGAGAGAGAUUGAAUUCCGCUUCUCUCCUUCCCAAGCACUCUGUUUGCUCCCUUGUGUAAUGCUCCAUCCUCUCCCCGGCUGGUUUCUUGCUUCUGGUGUAUUUAAAGACAUGGCUGUUGUUCUUAUUAUGCAUCUCAGUUUUUUUCUGCCUUCCCACUCGCUGCUGGGAACUAGAGCAGUGCUUCUUGCCAGAGGUACCAUAUCUGUUCGGCAGGGAUUGUGUGAGCUGUCAGUAGCUUUGAGGAGCCCAGAUUGUGCCUCAACUCGCCGGCAGUUUCCCAGGGCCAGGAGUGGGGCUGCAGCUUGAUCCCUCUCCCCGAGGUCCUGUGCUUUCUUUCCCCAAGCCAGUGCUUCUUGCAGACGGUUGCGUGAAAAGAAAGCCCAGUGGGCAAGCGCCUGCCUGUGUGUGGUGGAAAGGCUCCAUGCAGCUGGGACACCUGUGCAGCCGAGUGCCUCAGCCAUGUGAAGCCCCUACUCACGAGCAGGCACUUGCAGGUGGCAGAUCUAUGGCACCAGGUGAGGCCGAAAGGACAGCCCUCUGCUCCCUGCACACUUAGACCCUGGAGUCUGGAGAGGGUUGCAUCCUGCCCUCUUGUGUGCGGUUGUGUACGGAGAUUGCUUGGGGAUUCUCCAGUGAUGGAUCCGUUGUCAUGCAGACACACGACCAAAUGCAGAAGCACCAGCAGAGGUUUCCCUUCACAUAUUUACAGUAUAUCACAGAUGUCAUCCUGAGCCACCAAAUUGCCUCUCUUCUUCUUCUUCUUCUUCUUCUUCUUCUUCUUCUUCUUCUUCUUCUUCUUCUUCUUCUUCUUCUUCUUCUUCUUCUUCUUCUUCUUCCCCUCCUGUGAUGUUGGAUGAAUAAUAAUAAUAAUAAUAAUAAUGAUAAUAAAGGUUGCCAGUUCAUGUUUUUAGGUGAGAUGGUGCAUCAUAUUUUACUUCCAGUUUUAAAAGAAGCAAUAGGAGAUGCUUCCUUGGUUGCCUAGCAACUGUGUGAGAUCCCACCUAGCCCCCCCCCUCCAGUAAUUCUUUUUAGUUCCUGCUAAGGUGAAACCAGCUGGAAUCAGACCCUCCUGCACUCACUUUCCUCUUGUCUCUUAAGUUAAGGUUUCCUCAAGGGGGAAAGUGACUUAUCUGGGGCCAGUUGAUGACCUUCUGUGGGCCUUCCUCUUCUCCCUAGAAAGAGAGGCAGAGUGAAAUCAUGUCCUGCUCUGUCUUCCCUCCAUUGUUAGGUGCAUGUUAUGUCCAGUGGCAGAUCAGGCUGUGAGCAGCCUGGCCCAUGCAGGGGAUACUUGGGACAGGUCUCUUGUCCUGGGACCAGGCGAUGAAUCCAGAGGCAGCUAAUCAUGGGCUCCUUGCUGUGUCCUGCCCAUGUGUUUGAUGCACCUGAGCUUUGCCAGCUUUUUAUUCAUGUAUCUCAAGGAUUUAUAUGUCCCCUUUUAGGGCAUAGCCCUUACAAGAUCAUAUACAGACGUACCUUGGAUCCUGAACGCCUUGCAACUCAAACAUUUUGGCUCCUGAACGCAGCAAAUCCAGAAGUGAGUGUUCUGGUUUGCAAACGUUCUUUGGAUCCCAAACAUCCGACGCGGCAGCCAAUUGGAAGCUGCACCUUGGUUGUCAAACAUUUUCAGAAGUUGAACGGACUUCCAGAAUGGAUUCCAAUCCUCAACCAAUGUAUGACUGUAUCGUGAUGGGGAAAGUUUCAUUAAGAUCCACCAGAAUGGACCAAAAGAAUUCUGUGUCCUAAGAAAUUCAGGAGGACAUGGGGACCUAAAACCUUUGGGGAAGGAGAGUCUUCAGGUCAGGAGCCAUCUUGGAUUGAGCUGCUCCACAGAUGUUGGUGUCCAGUUUUCUUUCUCCUGUUCCCUCACAGUGGUGGCUCUGGCUUGCCUCAGAGGAGGUCUUGGAAGCCACACGUGAUCCCUGCUUCCCAGGAAGGGGCUGAGGAAAUGGUCUCCUCCCCAGUGAGUCCAAGAGCUGGUAAAGCCAGAGAAAGAGGCCCCAGAGUGUCUCAACGGUGGGCCCCUGCGCCUCUCCGCUACGUCCCCUGUCCCCUGAAUUCUGAGCUGUUGAGUGAGGUGGAUGCAGACCCUCUUGUUAAUCCACAGAGCCCAGCUCUAAGAACUAGUUCCCACCCGGCAGCCCCUUGCACCUCCAAGACAGAAGCACAGCAGCCUUUGGAGGUAGGGGAUCCACGUUGUGCCCUUCUCGUACUCUACCACUCUUUGUCUUCAGCAGCUGCAAUCCACAAGAGUGGCUUGGGGGCAGGAUGGUUUGGGAGGUCCUUUGGAGUCCUCCUCACCCUAGCAGCCGGAGCCCACCCCACCCCACUCCACCCUCCCUCAUUCAGUAGCUCCUCCAGCAGGGACGCUUCCUCCCGCGCCUCCUUUUGGAGAGAGGCAGGGUGUUUCCAGCAGUGCGCAGCUUUUGGGUAUCUUGAUUGCCUCCUUUGCAGGGCCUGGAGGCGACAUUCCAUUUGGGUGCAGAAGGGCCGGCCUGGCCUUGGCAAGCAGACCUGGCCCUCCCCAGCACACUUGCAGCUAUGGGAUGUACUGAUGAGCAUUUGCCCCCAUGCUCAGUCCUGGCUCAGGGUCUCAGGCUUCCUUGCCGUGUUGGAGUUUGCAGCAUAAAGGCACUGUGGACAUAAAUGCCAGGUGACCUUUGGCGCAGCCUCCCUUCCCUCUGCAAAACAUUGAUUUUGUUUGCCUGGCAAAGGGGCCGACGGCAUGUUGCCCAAUGGGACGCCUUCUGUCUCUGGAGAGGGCGUGCAAAGCCGGGCUUCUGCUGGACUGGCCAGGAGAGCAUUUUGCUCUGGCUGUCCGGAGGAAAUGUGCCGCUGCCUUUCUGCUCCUGCCUGUGCUUCCUUUUAGCUGGCCGAGCAGCUUAGCUGGGCUCCCAGAUGGCCGCCUGUUCCCCCCCACGCAAGUGCUGCUGUGGGGCUCCUGAUGGCUGUGCAGUGGGGCCUCCGAGGCAGGCUGGCUCUGCUGCCAAGGCCUGGGCAGAUGCACCUCCGGGGCUCCAGCCCCAGGAUGCAGCUGGGCAACCGCCUUGUGUUUCAGCCACAUUGCCUGUGGCAUCCAAACAGAGGGGCAGGUUCACCAACCUGCGUGACAGUGUGAAGAAGAGUCCCACCAAGAGCACCGCCAAGGUGAGGGCUGCCAGCGGGUGGGGCUCUGACAGCUCGUGGUCCAAUUGCUCCUCGGAGAAGAUACCAGAAGCUGUUCCUCUUUCUCUUCCCGUUGUCUCUGUCCUGCCAGUCCCUGCUGAGACCACACUCAUCCCAUCUUCCAUCUCACAGGCAAAUCCUCCUCCAGUGGUGGUGAACACCGAAACGUCAGAGACCCCAACCUACGUCAAUGGCACAGAUGCAGAUUUUGAAUAUGAAGAAAUUACACUGGAAAGGGGCAAUUCAGGACUUGGCUUCAGCAUUGCAGGAGGUACGGACAACCCCCACAUUGGGGACGACUCGAGUAUCUUCAUUACAAAGAUCAUCCCGGGAGGAGCUGCUGCGCAAGAUGGAAGAUUGCGGGUGAAUGACUGCAUUUUGCGUGUCAACGAGGUGGACGUCCGUGACGUGACGCAUAGCAAAGCCGUAGAAGCCUUGAAGGAGGCAGGCUCCGUAGUCCGGCUGCAUGUCAAGAGAAGAAAGCAAGUAACGGAAAAAAUCAUGGAGAUCAAGCUUGUGAAAGGCCCCAAAGCAGGUCUUGGCUUUAGCAUCGCUGGGGGUGUUGGAAACCAGCACAUUCCUGGAGACAACAGCAUCUAUGUCACCAAGAUUAUUGAAGGAGGUGCAGCACACAAGGAUGGCAAGCUUCAGAUUGGAGACAAACUGAUGGCUGUCAACAGCGUUUGCUUAGAGGAAGUGACCCACGAAGAAGCAGUGACUGCCUUAAAAAACACCUCUGACUUUGUUUACCUGAAAGUGGCAAAACCCACCAGCAUGUUCAUGAACGACAACUACGCCCCGCCAGACAUCACCAACGCUUAUUCUCAGCCUGCCGACAACCACAUCAGCCCAUCAACCUACUUGGGGCAGACCCUUCCGCCAGCGUCGCCAGGGAGAUAUUCCCCUAUCCCCAAAGGGAUGCUCGGAGACGACGAGAUCACCAGGGAGCCACGGAAGCUGGUGCUCCAUCGAGGAUCCACAGGGCUUGGCUUCAACAUAGUGGGAGGAGAAGACGGCGAAGGCAUCUUUGUCUCCUUCAUCCUUGCAGGGGGGCCUGCAGAUCUAAGCGGCGAGCUCAGGAAAGGAGACCGUAUAAUUUCAGUAAACGGUGUAGACCUCAAAGCUGCAACUCAUGAAGAAGCAGCUGCUGCCUUGAAAAAUGCUGGCCAAGCUGUCACCAUUGUGGCUCAAUACCGUCCAGAAGAAUACAGCCGUUUUGAAGCUAAAAUACACGACUUGCGAGAGCAGAUGAUGAGCAGCAGCAUCAGUUCAGGGUCGGGGUCCCUGCGGACAAGCCAGAAACGGUCUCUCUAUGUCAGAGCCCUCUUUGACUACGACAAGACAAAAGACAGCGGCCUCCCAAGCCAGGGACUGAAUUUCCGAUUUGGCGACAUCCUCCAUGUCAUCAACGCUUCUGAUGAUGAGUGGUGGCAGGCCCGGCCGGUCAUGCCAGAUGGCGAGAGGGAUGAGGUUGGCGUCAUCCCCAGCAAGCGCAGGGUUGAGAAGAAGGAACGAGCUCGUUUAAAGACAGUGAAAUUCAACUCUAAAGCAAGAGGGGACAAAGGGCAGUCAUUCAAUGACAAGCGUAAAAAGAACCUCUUUUCCCGAAAAUUUCCCUUCUACAAGAACAAGGACCAGAGUGAGCAAGAAACCAGUGAUGUGGACCAGCACGUGACGUCCAACGCCAGCGACAGCGAAAGCAGCUACCGUGGCCAAGAGGAAUAUGUCCUGUCUUAUGAGCCGGUUACUCAGCAGGAAGUCAAUUACACGCGGCCUGUGAUAGUUCUGGGACCAAUGAAAGACCGGAUCAAUGAUGACCUCAUCUCUGAAUUCCCUGACGAGUUCGGAUCCUGCGUUCCACAUACGACCCGGCCAAAGAGAGACUACGAGGUGGACGGUCGGGAUUACCACUUUGUUACGUCCAGAGAACAAAUGGAGAAAGAUAUCCAGGAUCACAGGUUCAUUGAAGCCGGCCAGUACAACAACCACCUGUAUGGGACAAGUGUGCAGUCCGUGCGGGAGGUAGCAGAGAAGGGGAAGCACUGCAUUCUUGAUGUCUCCGGAAACGCAAUCAAGAGGCUCCAAAUCGCCCAGUUGCACCCAAUCUCCGUUUUCAUCAAACCCAAAUCAGUGGAGAACAUCAUGGAAAUGAAUAAGCGGCUGACGGAUGAGCAAGCUCGGAAGACCUUUGAGAGAGCCAUGAAGUUGGAGCAAGAAUUCACCGAACAUUUCACAGCUAUUGUGCAAGGAGACACAUUGGAAGAAAUCUACAACCAAGUCAAGCAAGUCAUUGAGGAGCACUCCAGCCCCUACAUCUGGGUUCCCGCCAAGGAGAAGCUCUGAAGGCUGCCCAGCGGGGGCCCUGCGCCUCCCCCCUCCCGUGCUUCCCACCUGGGGGCAGCCCCUGUCCUGCAUGGGCCCCCGUGGCUCCUGUAGCAUUUCCCCAGUGCCCCCCUUUUGUGUGGAUUCUCACAAGCUGCUGGCGGGUGGCCAUUUUCUCAAGGGUCAAAGGGCAGGGGCUCGAUCCGCUCGUGUGGAUACGAAAUGGAGAAUUUUGUGGUAAAACUCCUUAAUGUUUAAGGGAAAGUAUCCUUCAGAGAUUUUGAGAAAACAAAUCUUUAUAUACACCCUUUUAAAUAUUUCCUAACAAAAGAAAAGUGGUCUUAAUGAUGUAAAUGGUGAGCAGUUUUGCACGCGUGACGUGACCUGCAUGAUUUGAUUCACGGGGUUGGCUGCAGGCCGCAGUUCCGUAGUUUUCUGUUGUUGGCAACACAUUUAUUUUACAGGCAGUUAAAUAGGAGAUUUUUGUUCAAAUGUCCAAGAUAAUGUAAAUGGAGUUGCCAUUAUUUCACAAGGGAAAACCCAUUUUCAUAAUUUCAUAAGAAUAUUCUUUAUAGUCUAUUUUUUCAUUUUUUGCUGAUGCCGUUGUUGGGGACAAGAAUAUCUCCUGUUUUUAAACUACCACAUACGAGACUAUUUGGAGUGUCUUACUGAUGGGUAACGGUCAUUGCAUUUUUGAAUCCAAAUACAGUUUAGGUGCUUUAAAAGCUUGUACUUCAUAUAGGAAUGAUUAAUUUUGUUCUGAAAAUAUUCUGAAAGAUUAUCAUAAGAGACGAUUCAGAGUCUGAAAUAUAAAUAUGUUCUUAGAAGUCAGAUUUUAAUGAAUAUUUUACCCACAAUAACUGCCUAUUUUGUUAUAA